AUGUUUCUUGAUCGUCUGAAGGAACAACGACUAAAAGCGCCCGCAGCAGUGACUGUCUUUGGUCUUUUUGAACGUCUGACGCAGGCGUUUGACACGGUUGUGUCGAAUCCCCAAGAGACUGUGGCCCGCCUAUGUUCUAGACUGCAUUUCCCAGAACGCUUCCUUUCGGCAUACGCAAGAUUGCUAGCCUGCAGGCUCUUGCCAGAGUGGGUCACCUGGGGACUUAGCGGCAGGCAAGGUCCCCUGGAGUGCGACAAGCUUGUUAGCCGUCUGGAUCGAAUCCCAAUCCAUGUACGGCUAGCACGUGCUCGCCGUGCGGCGGGGAACAAUCAUGCUGCAUACAUGGCCUUCUUCGAAAGCACUGACGCCCCAGAAAGCCGGCGGGAAGUGGGCUCUGUAGAUGUCUUCUCGGGUGUAGCAGCAGCAGUUUGUGCCUUGGAGUUGAGAGUAUGGGAGGCAAUACAACAUGCGUUCGAGGCCCGCUGCCCCGUUCCGCCCGAAGAGCAGUGGCGUGUUCGACAGGUUAUAUCGGACAUUGCUGCGGCAAGAGAGACCUUGCUUCUAUAUACAAGACACGUAAGACAGAAAAAGAAUUCUCUAGCUUCUAGAGCAGCGGCUGUUUCUUCCAACGUAACGGCCACAGAAGCUUCUCGUGCAGUGGACACUGCACAGGCUGGCGCAGGCCAGCAGCUGGAGCACCGUAGGGCCUUUUUGCAUGAUCGUCAUGAAGUGGACUCAGAGCCCACAUUCCGCUCAACCGUUUCAACAGGGCGUAGCAGUGACCGGUCAGGCAGGUUUGAGGCCUUGGUGCUCACGAAGACAGCCUGGGAGACGUAUCUCCCUCUAGCGGCCCCUGAAGUGAGUCGCCUCCCACCUCAGCAAAUGGGCUCCGAUGUCCUCCCAGGCAGACUUACCAACCAUUUGGUUAAUGUUGGAGGGCUCAAGAUCCCGAAAGAGCUGCAUACGUACUUAGAGGCAUUUGGCAGCAUGUACAAGGCCCAUUUUCCAGAGCGGCAGCUUCACUGGCUGUGGAAGGCUGGGCACGCAGACAUGACUGUCAUCCUUCGCCAGCAGCAGCAUGAGGCUCAACCGCUCAUUGGGACCUCUGGAGAACUGAAAACAGCAGACUUUCGCGUCUGCUUGAUCACAUCAUUUGUACUGCUUCUCUUUAAUGAGGGUCCACUGGAUGCAGAAGAGAGAGCAAAGCUCGAUGCAAAAGUCGUGAGGCUGUUCAAGCAGCACCGUCGGCUGACUCAUCAGCAACUGAUGCAGCUUCUGCAACGACCGGUUGAGAAACCUCCUACCGCAAGUGAACGCGUAGAUUGUUGCGGCUUGAGGCCAGAAACCGUAAAGGCGUCUCUUGAAGGUUUAAUGUCGAAAGAGUACAUCACUAGAGACGAAUCAGACCGCAAUCAGCUCGCCGGAGCUAAUUCGUGGCUGUUUAGUGCAGGCAUGAAGCCUCAAAAAGUCGCCUCACCCUUGGGGCUAUCGGAGGCGAGUAUAGAUAUGUAG
Eimeria acervulina is the source of this 1512-nucleotide messenger RNA. RefSeq lists its product as hypothetical. Gene Ontology annotation, cellular component: cullin-RING ubiquitin ligase complex. The transcript is spliced from 6 exons. NCBI's taxonomy places the organism in Eukaryota, Apicomplexa, Conoidasida, Eucoccidiorida, Eimeriidae. Gene Ontology annotation, molecular function: ubiquitin protein ligase binding. Gene Ontology annotation, biological process: protein ubiquitination; ubiquitin-dependent protein catabolic process. The record is from RefSeq and is a predicted model, not a curated record. Bases 1 to 1512 code for a protein of 503 amino acids.